ACGCGAGCUCAAAGCGGCAACGGCAACGAGAAGCAACAGGUCCACGUCCUCGCUGCUAAUAGAGCACGAAUUCGUACAAUUCUUACAAAUCAAUUUAUAAAUGGAAUUCGGAAUGCGUUCGACAAAGUGAAUGUGAAUACGAUUGCGAGUGUGAAUUCGAAUGCAAAGCGAAGUGAAGCGAGGAUAAAAGAUCGAGUGCUAAUCGAGCGUGUGACAGAACAAGUGUUCGAUUUCAAUUUCGAGUUUUGAGUUUAUUAAAAAUAAAAAUAAAAAUACUUAACAUGAGCAUUUGAGCGUAAGCAAAACGCAUGUGAAUUAAGACAACACAAAUUGAAUCAAAUAUCAAUAUCAAAAGCAAUUAAAAAGUGAUUUGACAAAAUGCAGCAGCUACAUUUUCUACACUCUACCAAAGUAUUACUAAUAAUCGUUGUAUGCAGCCUAAUGCAGACGCCAAUCGGCGCUGUCAAUGACACCAUCGUUGAUGAGAACUGUCCAUCGCUGGCCAAUGCAGAUAGCUUGCAGUACACAGAACUCAUACAAAGAAUGACGCACGUCUGUCGAUACGAUCGCUUGGAGCGACCCAUCGAAUACGACAGUCAAACACUGAAGCGUCUGCCCAUCGUGGUCAAGAUGCGCAUUUAUGUGUACUUGCUUCAGAAUUUGAACUCGGAUCUGCUGCAGUUCAAAACGCAUGCUUUGUUGCAACUCAGUUUUCAGGACAAGCGUUUGGCCUACAAAGAGUUUGCGCCAGAGCGAAGGGAGACAAUUUUGGGACAGAAGCAUUUAAGCGAACGUCUCUGGCUGCCGCAUAUCUUCUUCGCUAACGAACGGGAAUCCAGCAUUCUGGGUACUGAUGAGAAGGAUGUGCUCACCUCCAUUUCACGUGAUGGCAAUGUGAUUAUUUCCACGAGACUUCAAGCAUCACUCUAUUGUUGGAUGAACUUCAAGAAGUUCCCCUUUGAUCAGCAAUACUGCUCAACGGUGCUCGAGAGUUGGAUGUACAACACUUCUGACUUGGUGCUGGAAUGGGAGGAUCAUGCGCCCAUCUCUUUUGAUCCUGACAUGCGUCUCACGGAAUACAAUCUGGCAGAGUUUUGGCACAACACAUCGAUUGUUCACUCAGAUGAGAUCAAUAUGCGACACGGUGCAUUCAUGGGAAACUACAGUUCACUGAGUUUUACGGUCAGUUUGCAGCGUGAGAUUGGUUUCUAUCUGUUGGAUUACUAUUUGCCUUCCAUGAUGAUUGUCGCCAUCUCCUGGGUCUCCUUCUGGCUGCAAGCAGAUGCCUCCCCACCGCGCAUUAUGUUGGGCACCAGCACCAUGUUGUCGUUUAUUACGCUGUCCUCGUCGCAGAGCAAAACGCUGCCCAAAGUCAGCUACAUCAAAGUGUCUGAAGUGUGGUUCAUUGGCUGUGCCUUCUUCAUCUUCUGUAGCUUGGUAGAGUUCGCCUUUGUCAAUACGAUAUGGCGACGCAAGGAGAACAUUGAAUUGAAGAAGGUCAACAGCAAAUACAUUAUCAAAUCCACAUUGACACCGCGUCCCUCGAGACGUCAAAUUGGCGGAAGCUUGAGCAACGAUUCCAGAGCACGUUCCUGCUCCAGUCUGGAUAAUAUUGUCUCCAGCACUGAGAGUGUGCGCAAUGGCAAUGGCACAGUCAAUCCUGCCUUUAACAAUUAUCUCACAGUUCAUCCCAAUCUGCCUAUAAUAAGAACUGAGUGCGCUGAUAGCGUUUCAGUUUGCAGCGAUCGCUCGACCAAUGAUCAUGUCGUCGACAUUGACAAGGAGAAGAAGUCCGAGAAGGAUCCGCCAACGUUUACAACCAUGACGCCACAGGAGAUUGCCAUGUGGAUCGACAGACGGUCGCGUCUUUUAUUCCCGGGCAUGUUCUUGGCCUUCAAUGCACUUUACUGGACUUUUGUCUAUUGUUUUUAGGCCAUAAAGCAAAACGAAGUACGCACAAAUACAAAUGCACAUAACACACAUACGAAUGUCAGCACACACACAUUCUCACAUAUACACACAGUUAUUGCCAUACACGAAUGAAUUGUGCAGAAUUCUUGUCGCCGUCGCCUGUGUUUAAUUUCUCUUAAUAUUACGUUGAUUGUAAUAUGUAUUAUUUAGUUGUAAGCUGCAUCACACAUCUCAUAGUCAUAGUUGUACAAAAUGUCGCGCAUGUCUUAUAAAUACAAUCAGUAAUUAUUUUUAU
Drosophila nasuta is the source of this 2206-nucleotide messenger RNA. It is a transcript of the gene SecCl, whose product is annotated as Secretory chloride channel. Bases 379 to 1932 code for a protein of 517 amino acids. Gene Ontology annotation, molecular function: transmembrane signaling receptor activity; extracellular ligand-gated monoatomic ion channel activity. The record is from RefSeq and is a predicted model, not a curated record. Lineage: Eukaryota; Metazoa; Arthropoda; Insecta; Diptera; Drosophilidae. Gene Ontology annotation, cellular component: membrane. Gene Ontology annotation, biological process: monoatomic ion transmembrane transport. The transcript is spliced from 6 exons.